GAAGUCAAGACGUCUGGAAAGAAUUACCCAGUCCCGGCUGCGAGCAGCCCAUUGAACCAGGGAGUUGAAGCAGCCCCGGCCCAAGACUGUCCCCGAUGCUGCCUGGGUUCUGCUGAGUGUUCACCCGGCUUUUUGGGAGAUCGGAAAAAGGACUUUCCGAUCUCGGGGGCGGGGGACUGGAGAGCCAGGAAAAGGAAGGGAAGAAAAAAGAGAAGAAAAGAAAAAAGCAAGAAAGAAGAAAAAAGAGAAAGAAAAAGAAAAAGAAAAAAAGGCUGAAGUGUAACGGAAAUAGUAAAGAAAAUCACUAUGAAAUUUCCCUGAAAAGUGGGAAGAACCAAAACUGUUAAGGCUUCCUCAUCCUUUUUAAAUGUUGUUUUUAAAUUUUUUAUUCUUUUUGGCCGGUCGUCUCAAAUUCAUCUGAUCUCUUAUUACCUCAAUUUUGGAAACUGCCCGCCACCGACCCUCUGGGACCACACAGAUAGAUUGAGGACGACUUUAUGACCAAAAGCUGAACAAGAUGCAUUGUGAGAGGUUUCUAUGCAUCCUGAGAAUAAUUGGAACCACACUCUUUGGAGUCUCUCUCCUCCUUGGACUCACAGCUGCUUACGUUGUUGGCUACCAGUUUAUCCAUACGGAUAAUUACUAUUUCUCUUUUGGACUGUAUGGUGCCUUUUUAGCAUCACACCUCAUCAUCCAAAGCCUGUUUGCCUUUUUGGAGCACCGAAAAAUGAAAAAGUCCCUCGAAACCCCAAUUAAGUUGAACAAAACAGUUGCUCUUUGCAUAGCUGCCUAUCAAGAAGAUCCCACCUACUUAAGGAAAUGUUUGCAAUCUGUGAAAAGGCUCACGUACCCUGGAAUUAAAGUCGUCAUGGUCAUAGAUGGGAACUCGGAUGACGAUCUUUACAUGAUGGACAUCUUCAGUGAAAUCAUGGGCAGAGACAAAUCAGCCACUUACAUCUGGAAGAACAACUUCCAUGAAAAGGGGCCCGGUGAGACAGAGGAGUCACAUAAAGAAAGCUCACUUCAUGUAACCCAAUUAGUGUUGUCCAACAAAAGUACUUGCAUCAUGCAAAAGUGGGGUGGAAAAAGAGAAGUCAUGUACACGGCCUUCAGAGCUCUGGGACGAAGUGUGGAUUAUGUGCAGGUAUGUGAUUCAGAUACCAUGCUGGACCCUGCCUCAUCUGUGGAGAUGGUGAAAGUUUUAGAAGAAGAUCCCAUGGUUGGAGGAGUUGGGGGAGAUGUCCAGAUUUUAAACAAGUAUGAUUCUUGGAUCUCCUUCCUCAGCAGUGUGAGGUACUGGAUGGCUUUUAACAUAGAAAGAGCUUGUCAGUCUUAUUUUGGGUGCGUCCAGUGCAUUAGUGGACCUCUGGGAAUGUACAGAAACUCCUUGCUCAAUGAAUUUGUAGAAGACUGGUACAAUCAGGAAUUUCUGGGCAACAAAUGUAGUUUUGGUGAUGACCGGCAUCUAACGAACCGGGUGCUGAGUCUGGGCUAUGCAACGAAAUACACAGCUCGAUCGAAGUGCCUUACUGAAACUCCUAUAGCGUAUCUCAGGUGGUUAAACCAGCAGACCCGUUGGAGCAAGUCCUAUUUCCGAGAGUGGCUGUACAAUGCAAUGUGGUUUCACAAACAUCACUUGUGGAUGACCUAUGAAGCAGUUAUCACUGGAUUCUUUCCAUUCUUUCUCAUUUCCACAGUCAUCCAGCUCUUCUACCGUGGAAAACUUUGGAACAUCCUCCUCUUCUUGUUAACUGUCCAGUUAGUGGGUCUCAUAAAAUCAUCCUUCGCCAGCUGCCUUAGAGGAAACAUCAUCAUGGUCUUCAUGUCCCUCUACUCAGUGUUAUACAUGUCAAGUUUACUUCCCGCCAAGAUGUUUGCAAUCGCAACUAUAAACAAAGCUGGGUGGGGCACAUCUGGAAGGAAAACUAUUGUUGUUAAUUUCAUAGGACUCAUUCCAGUAUCAAUAUGGUUUCUCAUCCUCCUGGGUGGUGUGAUUUUCACCAUUUAUAAGGAAUCUAAAAAGCCAUUUUCAGAAUUCAAACAGACCAUUCUAAUCGUUGGCGCAUUAGUCUAUGCAUGCUAUUGGGUCAUGCUUUUGAUGCUGUAUGUAGUUCUCAUCAAUAAGUGUGGCAGGCGGAAGAAGGGGCAACAGUUUGACAUGGUGCUUGAUGUAUGAUCUUAUGUUGUUUGAAGUGUGCAGUCACACACACAGACACACACGACACCUUGGUUCCUCCAGGAACUGUACAGUAUUGUGACAUCAGAUAAUGCCACCAAAGGAGACAUAUCACUGCUGCUGAGACUUGAACAAAAACGUUUCUAUGGGUUUAUGUUGAUUCUGCCAAAGUAAAAUGAUACAUCAAACAAGAAGAAACUCAGAUUUAGCCUUUUAUUCCUAUGAACAUAGGAUGGCUUCCUUGUUUAUGCACUUUCUCCUUACUGUGCCUCUGCCUGACAAUGUUUUGCCCUAUAUACCUCACUGCCAUGCUGUAUGUGGGUUACAUGGAAGAGAAGAAUUUUAGAAACUCAAGGAAAAGUUCUUUCAACCUAAACAACCUAACUUAUGGACUGUUUUGAUAGCUAAUUUUUUUAGGAAUGAUUUUAUGUUUAAUUCUACCAAAUGAAAUGCCAAAGGAAAUUUUAAAGGCUGUUGGCUGUGCUGUAUUUUUAUAAUUGUACUGUGUUUUAAAAUUUUGUAUGCCAAUUUUUAAAACAAAUUUUGCAUAUUCUAUAUUUUACUUCUCUGCCAAAAUACACUUGUUCUUCCUCUUUUUUUUAAAAAAAAAAGGUUUGAAAAAAAAUCAAAACUUAAAAAAAAAAAUGCCCAAAAUGUGAAGCUUGGUUGAAUCAUGUUGUUCAUGAUAGAAAGAAUAAAAUAUUUCUCUCUCUACCUUGUAAAAUUGAAUAGUUUAUUUCUGUGAAGAAGUAUUUAAACUUUGAAUAUUUUAAUUUUUUAAAAAAAAUUCUUUUAGAAAAGGCCAGUAUAACUGUCACACUUUGGGAGUAGAAGUACAUUCUUAUGUGUGUACAGAAAAAAAAAAAAUUGAAAAUCAAGGCCAAAGGGGUAGAAAAGUGCAAUUUUUUCGCAAGAUAAAAGGGAAUGCUAAUUCUUGAAAGAAAACACCAAGAACGCAGCACUGGACAAAACAUGAACAUUAAAAAUGAAUAAUCUGUGAACAUUCUGGAAGCAUUGUCCCAGGCCAAGUAAAAUGGAAAGUGGAAAAGAUUAUCUAUAUAAUUUAGACAAACAUAAUACAAUU
Messenger RNA from Orycteropus afer afer, 3260 nucleotides. RefSeq names its product hyaluronan synthase 2 (gene HAS2). Lineage: Eukaryota; Metazoa; Chordata; Mammalia; Tubulidentata; Orycteropodidae. Gene Ontology annotation, molecular function: hyaluronan synthase activity. The record is from RefSeq and is a predicted model, not a curated record. Gene Ontology annotation, biological process: hyaluronan biosynthetic process; extracellular matrix assembly.